Artibeus jamaicensis (Jamaican fruit-eating bat) is the source of this 2525-nucleotide messenger RNA. It is a transcript of the gene SIRAL2, whose product is annotated as family with sequence similarity 118 member A. The record is from RefSeq and is a predicted model, not a curated record. NCBI's taxonomy places the organism in Eukaryota, Metazoa, Chordata, Mammalia, Chiroptera, Phyllostomidae. Bases 222 to 1292 code for a protein of 356 amino acids. The transcript is spliced from 9 exons.
GGCCGGCGGCGUGGGAGUCGCGGCUGAGGGCGCCGGGCGUCCCCGCCACCUCCCGCACGGGUGCGCGCGCAGCCCCUCCGGGCAGACCGCUCCCGCCUGACCCCUCCCAGCGCCAGCGGCGUGCGGCCGCCGGAGCCCGGGGAGACCAGGACUGCUGAGCUGGAGGAGGUGGCGGGAGCCUCAGCUCCGACCAGCGUCUGGGCGGUGCCGCAGGUUCACAGAUGGAUUCACUGGAGAAGAUGACAAAUAGAAGUGAACAAAAAUCAAGCAGAAAGUUUUUAAAAAGCCUCAUCCAGAAACAGCCGCAGGAACUGCUCCUGGUGAUGGGGACGGGUGUCAGCGCGGCAGUGGCCCCGGGCAUCCCCGCCCUGCGCUCCUGGAGGAGUUGCCUGGAGGCCGUCCUGGAGGCGGCGGAGCAGCUGGAGGUGCUGCACCCUGGGGACGUGGCUCGCUUCCGCAGGAAAGUGAUGAAGGACCGGGACCUGCUGGUUGUGGCCCAUGAUCUGAUCCGGAAGAUGUCACCUCGGACGGGCGACACGAAGCCCAACUUCUUCCAAGACUGCCUGAUGGAGGUUUUCGACGACCUGGAGCAGCACAUCCAGAACCCGCUGGUGCUGCAGUCCGUGCUCAGCCUGAUGGAGAGGGGCACCAUGGUGCUGACCACCAACUACGACAACCUGCUGGAGAUCUUCGGGCAGCAGCAGAACAAGCCCAUGGAGUCCUUGGAUUUGAAGGACAAGACCAAGGUCCUUCAGUGGGCAAGAGGCCAUGUGAAAUACGGAGUUCUCCACAUCCACGGCUUGUACACGGACCCCUGUGGGAUGGUGUUGGACCCCUCGGGAUAUAAGGAUGUCACUCAAGACCAAGAAGUGAUGGAGGCGCUCCAGAACUUGUACCGCACCAAGUCCUUCCUGUUCGUGGGCUGCGGGGAGACCCUCCGGGACCAGAUAUUCCAGGCGCUCUUCCUGUACUCGGUGCCGAACAAGGUGGACCUGGAGCACUACAUGGUGGUGCUCAAGGAGGGCGAGGACCAGUUCUUCAAGCACCAGGCCGACAUGCUGCUGCACGGGAUCAAGGUCGUGUCCUACGGCGCCAGCUUCGAGCACUUCCCGGGGUACGUGCAGGACCUGGCCUCGCAGAUCUGCAAGCAGCGGAGUCCAGACGCUGACCCGGUGGACAGCACCACAUCGUUGGGGAGAGCAUGCCAGGGCUGUGCAAAGAGGAAGUUAGAAGAGAACGGAACUGAAGUCUCAAAACAACGCCGACAGUCAGAUGAUGCUGGAGCAUCUUGAAAACUUUAAAACCAGUAAAACCUGCAACUUGAAAACCAGCCUUCUGUGACCACAGUGCCGCACCCGAACAAUGAGGAAUGUUCAGAGAACUCCACACGGACCCUCACUUCUAAAGCGUCACGCUCCCCGAGAGAGCCCUGUGGCAAUGUGGCCUGAGGAGGCUGGGUGACAGUCCCCCGGGUGCGUUUAACUGUCUGAGGGGUGAAAUGCACACACUUCAGGUACCUUUGUGAGGGUUGGUGGACAGCUACCUCAGGGGCCCAUUCGGCAGGAAGGAAGGUGCCUGGUAUUCUGGGCUCCCACUUGACACGCCCUCUUUGUCAAAGUGGGUUUUUCUAAUAAAAGGGAGAGAGUGAAGACUGUCCAAGCACAGUAGUUGCCAAAGAGAAAAUAAAAAACUAGACUCUUAAAUUUUACAAUUUUUAUGCAGAAACCUCUAUUACUAUAGAAAAAACUUAUCAGGUGUGUUUGUUAUAUUGUUUUAUAGUAAAGAAUAUUCGAGGCAUUGACUCUCCCAGUGAGUCGUAUGACUUUUAAAAGAGUGACUAGAUCAAUAGGGCUUCUUUGGAAUUCCGUAAUUUUAGUAACUUCAGUUCCAAAGAAUGACAGGUGUAACUAUCAGGAGAAGCGGAGUCACAGAGAAGCAGAAGGAGGACCUUUCAGAAGUGCGGUUCUGAGCUGUGUAUGUCCGCUUUGCCGCUGGUAACUGUGGAGUUACAAGUGGAGCACAGACCAGGCUUUAACUUUUAGCCAGAGUGUAAGUUCCAAGCUUUCCAAGUCUAUCCCAGGCUGGGGAAAGUCCGGCCUCUCUGUGCACAUCUCCUGACAGCCCCUCCCAUGGCCCGUAAAUGGAUUAACAGAGGGUGGCGGGCAGACCUUGUGAAGGGAGGGACUGCAGCGCCAGAGACGCCAACACUAGAUGUGUUCUGGGGCCCCGAGGGCAGGUGGCAGGGACAGCUGCCGCCUGCAGGGCCCAUGCAGGGAGUUGCUCUGUGAACGGCAAAGGCCCUGCUUGGUGUCUGUUUCAGAGGCUGUUUUCACAAGGCAUUUCUUGUCAAGCACUACGCCCCUUCCCACUGCUGGCACUGGGGCCCCCACAGGUACGGAGAACAGGAAACAGGAGGUGGGGACGUGUAGGGAGUGUCAGACCUUUGUCUUCCUUUCGAAGCAUGAAAAAUUUUAUGCUACUCUGGUCAUAAAUAAAACUUUAACUCUGUGCUCAACUUUUCCUCA